Molecule: messenger RNA, 2877 nt
Organism: Penicillium argentinense
Lineage: Eukaryota; Fungi; Ascomycota; Eurotiomycetes; Eurotiales; Aspergillaceae
Product: glucan 1,3-alpha-glucosidase ROT2
Exons: 3
Coding region: 1-2877 (958 amino acids)
Biological process (GO): N-glycan processing; carbohydrate metabolic process
Cellular component (GO): glucosidase II complex
Molecular function (GO): alpha-glucosidase activity; carbohydrate binding
Source: RefSeq, a predicted model, not a curated record
AUGGCCAAGAGCCGGCCGACGUCCCAUUGGACGCUCUUCGUCUCUCUGGUGGUCCUUAUCGCAUGCAUUGUGGUCCCCGGAGCGACGGUGAAACACGAAAACUUCAAGACCUGCCAGCAAUCCGGAUUCUGCAAGCGCAAUCGAGCUUUGGCCGACAACGCCGCCGCCCAAGGUGCCUCAUGGAACUCGCCCUACGAGCUUGAUCCCGCCACCAUCCAAUUCAAGGAUGGUCAAUUGACAGGUGUUAUUAUUAAGACGACCUCUACGAACGAAAAACACCGCCUGCCUGUCACAGUCUCCUUCCUCGAAUCGGGAGUCGCGCGAGUUAUCGUCGAUGAAGAGAAGCGCCUGAAGGGCGAUAUCGAAGUCCGACAUGGCAGCAAGGCAAAUAAAAAACGAUAUGAUGAGACGGAAAAAUGGGUCCUCGUUGACGGCUUGAAGGUCAGCAAGUCAGCCACAUUGAACUCCCAGACAAAUAGCGGAUUCACCAAUGUCUUGUACGGACCGGAGGACAAAUACCAAGCUGUCAUUCGCCAUUCACCCUUCGGCGUUGAAUUCCAAAGGGAUGGCGAGACCCACGUGCAGCUUAACCAUCAGGGCCUCUUCAAUCUGGAGCACUGGCGGCCAAAGGUUGAAAGGGAAGGUGAAUCCGAGGAGGAUGAGAGCACUUGGUGGGAGGAGUCCUUUGGUGGCAACACCGACACUAAGCCGCGUGGUCCUGAGAGCGUCGGUCUUGACAUUACCUUUCCCGGAUAUGGACAUGUCUUUGGUAUUCCUGAGCACGCCGACUCCCUCUCUCUCCGUGAGACCAGAGGCGGGCCUGGAAAUCAUGAGCAGCCAUAUCGCAUGUACAACUCGGAUGUUUUCGAGUAUGAGCUCGACAGUCCUAUGACCUUGUAUGGGGCUAUUCCGUUCAUGCAAGCGCAUCGCAAGAAUUCCACUGUCGGCGUGUUUUGGCUCAACGCUGCGGAAACCUGGGUUGAUAUUACCAAGGAAGCAGCAAACUCAAACCCGCUGGCCAUGAGUUCCCACGCCAAAACCAACACCAAGACACAUUGGUUCUCUGAGGCUGGUCGAAUCGAUCUUUUUGUCUUCUUGGGACCCUCGCCGCAGGAGAUCCUCAAGACAUAUGGUCAACUGACUGGAUAUAGUCAACUUCCCCAGCACUUCGCUAUUGCGUACCAUCAGUGCCGCUGGAAUUACGUGACUGACGAGGAUGUCAAAGAAGUGGACGCAAAGUUUGAUAAAUACCAAAUUCCUUACGAUGUCAUCUGGCUUGACCUUGAAUAUACCGAUGACCGGAAAUAUUUCACUUGGGACUCUUUGACUUUCCCCAACCCGAAGGGUAUGCUGGAGAAACUUGACGAAUCCGACCGCAAACUCGUGGCUCUGAUCGACCCUCACAUCAAGAACGUGGACAAUUACUUUGUCUCUCAGGAACUAAAGAGCAAGGGACUCGCCGUUUUGAACAAAGAUGGGGAGAUUUAUGACGGAUGGUGCUGGCCUGGUUCAUCUAACUGGGUCGAUUGUUUCAACCCAGCUGCACUUCCAUGGUGGAUUAGUUUACACAAGUUCGAUCGAUUCAAGGGAUCGCUUUCUAACCUAUUUGUCUGGAAUGACAUGAGUGAACCAUCCGUCUUCAAUGGUCCCGAAACAACCAUGCCGAAAGAUAAUUUGCAUUUCGGCGACUGGGAGCACCGCGAUAUCCAUAAUAUCAACGGUCUUACUCUCCUAGGCUACUCCUAUGAUGCCUUGCUCGAGCGCAAGAAGGGCGAAGUGCGCCGACCCUUUAUCCUGACUCGUUCCUACUAUGCUGGUGCCCAGCGCACUUCUGCCACGUGGACCGGCGAUAACCAGGCUACUUGGGAGCACCUUGCCAUCUCUCUACCAAUGGUUUUGACCAACGGCAUUGCAGGUUUCCCAUUCAUUGGUGCAGAUGUUGGUGGUUUCUUCCACAACCCCGACAAAGACCUUCUUACUCGCUGGUACCAGGCUGGUAUCUGGUAUCCCUUCUUCCGCGCCCACGCUCACAUUGAUACACGCCGCCGUGAGCCGUAUCUGAUUUCCGAGCCACACCGCACCAUCAUCUCCCAGGCGAUCCGUCUGCGAUACCAGCUCUUGCCAGCAUGGUACACCGCCUUCCACGAGGCUUCGAUCAACGGUGCCCCCAUCGUGCGUCCACAGUAUUACGUCUUCCCUGAUGAUGAAGCAGGCUUUGCCAUCGGCGACCAGCUGUACCUUGGAGCUACUGGUCUUCUUGCCAAGCCCGUUCUGACUCCGGACACAUUUACCACGGACAUUUACAUCGCAGAUGACGAAAAGUACUAUGACUAUUUCGACUUCACUGUUUACCAGGGAGCAGGAAAGAGACAUACAGUUCCUGCUCCCGAAGACAAGAUCCCUCUGCUGAUCCAGGGUGGACAUAUUGUGCCUCGCCGUGACCGUCCUCGUCGCAGCAGCAACCUAAUGAAAUGGGACCCUUAUACUCUUAUCCUUACACUCAACAAGAACGGCCAAUCCGAAGGCAGCCUUUACUUUGAUGACGGUGAGACCUUCGACUACGAGAAGGGUGCCUACAUCCAUCGCCAUUUCCAGUUCCGCGACUCGGUUCUGUCCUCUGAUGACCUUGCAACCAAGGGCGCCAAAACUGCUGAGUACUUGAAGGCGAUGGCAGGCGUCACUGUCGAGCGGGUCGUUAUCAUCGAUCCCCCUCAGGAGUGGAAGGCCAAGAACACCGUUACCAUCAUUGAAGAUGGAGCUAAGGCCGGCUCGACUGCCUCUUUGCAAUUCUAUGAGCAGCAGGGUGGCAAGGCAUCGUACGCCGUGGUCAAGAGCCCGAAUGUUGGAAUCGGAAAGAGUUGGCGGAUAGAGUUCUAA